GCCUUGCAGAACACGACCAUAUGAUGCCGAGUCUCAGAGAACAGGUCGCUGACCUGGAGCGGAGGAAAGUGAAAGAUUAUGACCCCGAAGACGGUGCGUAUUUGCGCGCGAGCGACGACGAAGAGUCUGAAAACGAAGGAGACCUGCAAGAUGAUCUCAGCCGGGCGCAUUACGAAACGGUGGGCAAGAGCAGACUGCGGCGGCCAGAACAACCAACGCUGGACGCAAAAUACGGAGGGGUGGCGGUGAGUCGCAGAGCGCUCGAAGAUGAAGAGGACGACGACCCCUUUGCGCCCGCCGAAGAAGACGAGGAAGAAGAUCCGUUUGCUGCCAGGGAUGAGGACAAUUCUGGCUCUGAAGCGGUCUCGGAAGAGAACGACAACCAGCUGCUGUCAGCCAAGGGUCUCGGUUUCCAGGCUAGCAAGCUGGAGCCACAAAACGUUGUUGAUGAUGAUGGAGAAGAUUCGCGGGAUGAGGCAGAGGAUGAUGGGUCAGACCUGUCAGAGGACCACUCCUUCGACGAAUCUGAUGUCAAGAUGGACGACGACCACGAAACCUCCUCUAUAUCAUCUGCCACCUCACCACCUCCAUCACGAGCUGCGAAAUCCUCCCGGAGUGCGGAACGGGAAGAAUUGAGGAAAGCUGCCUUCGACUCUGCAUCGACCGCGGCACUGGCGUCGGCACUGUCAGCUGGAGCCGCCGCGGACGUGAAAAAGGGCCAAGCCGUCAAGCAACAACGGCAAACCUUUGACCGCCUCCUCGAUGCCCGCAUCAAGUUGCAAAAGGGCAUCACGGCCAUGAACGAGCUGCCGACGUCCUUCGCCGACGAAGAGGAGGAGUUGAAGAGCGCGGCGCAACAAGCUGAGGACGCCGCGCUGGCGCUGUGGUCGACCAUCGACUCGAUACGCACGGCCAUUAUUUCCGCCCGAGACGGGCCUUCAUCUGAUGACAAGGCCGAGGAGAAGACCCUCAAGAGGAAACGCCCUCUCAACCCGACAAAGAUGACCCCCCUCUCGGACAUCUGGGAGCAUUCCACCUCGCUCGAGACACACUCCCACACGCACCGCCGCAGCGUGAUCGACAAAUGGCACGCCAAAACCCAGCCAGUGCUCGACCCGGCCGCCCAGUCCAAACUACUCAAGCCGUCCCACCGGUCCUCUGCGACGUCGCGCCUGACGGACGUGCUCGACGCCUACCUUGCGACCGAGUCCUCCAAGCUCACCGCCCAAUCCUACGCGCCCGAGACGCACACCUAUGACGACGGCCCGUUCUACCAAUCCCUGCUCCGCGACCUGAUCGCCUCGCGCUCCGCCGGUGCGGCCGCGGCGCUCGUCACCGACGGCGCCGGCGUCGUCGCCGCGUCCGCGCUGCCAACCAGACUCCACGUGUCGGGCAGCAAGCACAAGCGGGUCGACACCAAGGCCAGCAAGGGCCGCAAGAUCCGGUACACGGUGCACGAGAAGCUGGAGAACUUCAUGGCCCCCGAGGACCGCACCACGUGGAGUGAGCCGGCCAAGGCCGAGUUCUUCGGCAGUCUGCUGGGCAGGGUCGGGGCGUUGGAUGAGCGGGAAAGGGGAAGUGAUGACGACGCUGACGGAGGGGAUGGGAUACACACAGAUGGGAACGACACGGGAGAGGUCGAAGCAUUGAGGUUGUUCAGGAGAUAGGGCUGCACUUUAGAGGAUGGCAAUUGCUUAAUGAUAUUCUAUUCCAUGGUUCACAC
Molecule: messenger RNA, 1723 nt
Organism: Cladophialophora immunda
Lineage: Eukaryota; Fungi; Ascomycota; Eurotiomycetes; Chaetothyriales; Herpotrichiellaceae
Exons: 2
Coding region: 21-1667 (548 amino acids)
Biological process (GO): maturation of SSU-rRNA from tricistronic rRNA transcript (SSU-rRNA, 5.8S rRNA, LSU-rRNA)
Cellular component (GO): nucleus; nucleolus
Source: RefSeq, a predicted model, not a curated record